GCGCGCGGUGGCGAGAUGAGCGCGCCUCUGUCCGCGGCCGAGGCGCUCUCGUCGCUGCUGUGGCAGCCCUACGACUGCCGCUCGCCGCCCCUCGCGCGCUCUCGCACCGAUGGCGCGCUGGCGGGGGCCGGGGCGCGCCAGUCGCCCAGCGGCGGUCGACAUGCGCGCGCGUCGUACCGCGCGAUCACUUCCCACGAGAUGCGGCUGCCCGUGCCGGCGCCCGCGCCGCUGCGGAAAUCCGACUCGGUGUCCGUGCGAGUGCCCGGCGAGCCGAGUCGCGCGAACGUGUGCAAUGUGAACAUAGUGCAGGUGCAGGAUGCGCCACCGGGGCCCGUGAACAGUGCGGUGCAGACGGAGAGAGAGCGCAGUGUCGCCAGCGCGGAGUGCCAGACGGAGGAGCCGGCGCGGCGGCGGCGAGCGCGGCGGGUGCGCGCGCCCCGGGGGCCCGACGCGCUGGAGAGCGCGCCGCCGCCGCCCUACAGCACACUGCCGCCGCCCCUGGCGGUGCCCAUGCCGGUGCCCAUGCCCGUGCCGGUGCCUGUGCCCCCGCCGGCGCCCAUCGUCUCCCCGCAUCCACCAGUGCAUCGGUUUCCUUUUCAACCUAUUCCUCUCAGAUCUGGAAGAGGUGCAGCAUAUGCAUGUUCUGAAGGGGAAGGCAACGCGCCCAAGUCGUGUUGUGGGCGGCCUCCGUUAAGGCUAUGUGUUCUCUUCCUGGGCGUCGUGGGCGCCUGCCUCGUGGCCGCUGGGGCCGUGCUCGGAGCCCUGAGGCCUCACCCCCGGGCACCUCUCACAUUACUGCUACUAAUGAUAGGUAUAGGCGUGGUGUUAGUGACGGCGGCGGGCCUGGCGUGGCGGCUGGGCGCGCGCGAUGCCCCCUGCGCGCUGCUAGGACUCCGGCGGGCCUCCUGCCGGCGCCUGGUGCCGCGCCUGCCGCCUAGCUACGCGCGCCCGCAUCACCCCUACGCGGCCAUGCUCUACCCGGAGUUCCACUACAGGCCUCCGCCACCCACCUACCAGGCGUCCAUGCAAGAGUAUAGACUCAGGUUGCUUCUCCUCGACAGAAGUGCGCCCGCGGUGUCGCCACCUCCCACUUACAGGUCAAAUUCAGCUAGUCUAGUCAGAGGAUCCACCGGAGCAGCGUGGUGCGGCUCGGAGUACAGCGGCCCGCCGUCCUACCGCGCGCCUCGCGUCGACCCCCCGGUGACGGUCACCGACACGCUCCCAACGCUCACGCAUCUGGAGCUCAAGUACAACGACGACACAAUAGACCCCCUGCCGAAACCAACGGAGCAAGAGAAGGACCCUGACGAACACCUCGUCACGAUAGUCCACACGGAAGCGCAACCGGUGAUCGUCACCGUGUCCGGGUCGGCAGCAUUGAACGACACCCACAUACAACCGCCUACCGAAAUCGACAUACUGGCACAUUUAUAACGAACCAGUGGACUUCUAGCUUUAGAAGACAUGAGGAUUGUGUUUGAGUGGUUUGUACAGUGAUAUAUCGAGUGCUAUUCGUGAGAAGUGAAGUUUGGUGCCCAUUAUUAGGUAUAUAAAGAUGCUGCAAUCGUAUUGGGUUGUAUAGAAAUAUAUAAAGGAAAUGGUCCAAAAUUGUUUGAAGCCCAGGAUCAGUCAUUGUACCCUAGCGGAAAUUAAAGAAAAUAUUUUUUUAUAUUACGAAUUUACUUUAACUCUUUCGAAAUAAUAUUCAUUCUCUCCCAAGAAAUGCAACACUAAUAUGGGUUAUAAUGGCGGAUUGAUGACGUUUUCAAUGCAAUAAUCGAUUUGACGUUUGCUGUCAAUUGUAAUGUCAUAGUUGCUCUAUGGGCGCCAUCUUGUUAUAACUCAAAAACUUGGGUUUUUAUUUUAUUUAUUUCUUUUUAUUUAGUUAGAUUUAUUCACUUUAAUAAAUUUUAAUAAAAUCCUUGUAUUUUUUAAAUUUUAAUGAUACGGGGUACAAAAGUGGACCUGAAAUGGACCAUCUCCUUUAUAUUUAUAUAUUUGUAUACAUUGUUUGACAAUUGAAGUGGAUUAAGUACCUUAUUAUCAUAAAAAAUAAGUUUUAUAUAAUAUGAUGUAAAUACAAAGCACUGACAUAUAUUGAUUUGCUUGGAUAAGAUGAAAAAUGUGCCGUGUAUAUAAAUAGAUUAUACAAAAUGUAACUUUUAUUAAACCAAAACCUUCACCAUAAUGUACAAUGUGUUAAAAUGUUAAUAUAAUUUAGUGCCAAUGGUUGUAUAAUAUUACGUUUAAUUUGUUAACAUUUUCAACUAUCGUAUUUUGUGAAACUGCCUUUCCACCUUUUGCUGACCUCGCGAAUUAUUUUAUAUUUUAUUCAUAAUUUAUUAAAGCUUUUCUUAUUUAAAUAACAGUUUUGUUUUUACAUUUUUUAAGCCACACAGAACCCUGACAAAGAGUCGUCAAUAUUUAGAUAUUCAAUCUUAUUUGCACCCCCUAAAACUUCAUAAGACUUAUGUCAAAGUAAAGCAGAACAGUAUCAAAAACGGUUCAGUAUUUCGUUUAUGAAAAACUGUAUAUCAUGGAGACAAAAAAGAUACAGUUAUGACGAUGUAAGCUUUUUUAUUUAUAUCUAAUCCUUCGUUAUGAGAUAGUAUUAAACUUGAUAAUUUAUAGUUUUAAGGUAACAAUUAUUGCGGAAAUUAACUGAAAAAUUACUGUAAAUAGCGGUUAUUAUCAAUUAUGGAUGAAGGUACGAAAACCAAUACAUAAAUUUACCGAUAUAAAAUAAAUUCAUCUUUAUUUGAAUCGGCUGUCACGUAUAGUAUUAUUAGUUUUAGGUAAUCUCUACUAAAAUGAAAAUUACAAUGUUUUAUUAACUGCUCCAACAUAAUGGAAACGCAGCCUAACGUUCAUAGGGCAUUACGACGAAUCCAACAUGGACUAUAUGACGGAAAGAAAAAAAGAAAGUAAAUACAGAAUUGUAAAAACACGUGUAAGUUACAGGUCUUUCUAAAGGGUAUAAAAGGAAUUUAUUUGUAAAAACAUAUUUUCUCUUCAUUUGAAAUAUGGAUACGUGACAUACCGUUAUCUCGUGUAAAUUGAAUAUACGACUUACGAAUAACUUCAGUAUAGUAGCGUUAUUCUAUAACGAUGUUUUUGUAACUCGACAGUAUAAGUUUCAAAUUCCUCUCUAUCUUUCCUUAUCUAUAGUAUCGUGUUAGACAGUGAGAGAUGAGUCAAAUUUGAGAAUCAAACUGUCAUGUUAUAAAAACACCGUUACAGAUGUAAGUCUAAAGCUGAAACCUCACCAAUGCGUCCAUAGUAGCGUCCGUUAUUGCUGCAUCCGACUAGCUACGCAAUGUGUCCGUAGUUCGUCGGACGCAGGGUUAACGUGAAUGCCACCGUGGACGUAUUAUUUUGUAUGUAUCAUACAUGUUACUAUUGGUUGUAACAAAACAUAUUGUAAUUUAUAUGAUGUACAUAAUGUUAUUUGUAAUAUAAAAAUAAAUAAAGAUCUUUAGUGAAAUAAA
Messenger RNA from Bicyclus anynana (squinting bush brown), 3488 nucleotides. RefSeq lists its product as uncharacterized. The transcript has 5 exons. The record is from RefSeq and is a predicted model, not a curated record. NCBI's taxonomy places the organism in Eukaryota, Metazoa, Arthropoda, Insecta, Lepidoptera, Nymphalidae. Bases 16 to 1434 code for a protein of 472 amino acids.